Molecule: messenger RNA, 1007 nt
Organism: Drosophila willistoni
Lineage: Eukaryota; Metazoa; Arthropoda; Insecta; Diptera; Drosophilidae
Product: protein lifeguard 1-like
Exons: 1
Coding region: 126-941 (271 amino acids)
Cellular component (GO): membrane
Source: RefSeq, a predicted model, not a curated record
UAACAUACUUUGACUUUCUCGCCAGCUUUUAGUUGUUAAAUUUGAUUUGAUUUUAGUUAGAGCAAGUUGUACAGUAAAUUUCUUUACUUUAGUCGUCUAUUAAAAAAAUUUGAAUAUAAUUCGCCAUGGAUUUAAAUAGUCAGCCGACAGAAUAUGGCGGAGGAGCUAAUGGACGUAAUAAUAAUUGCAUCCCAUUAUCGGCUUUGGGAUCAACCGAUUAUAGAUCUUACGGCGGUGAUAUAGAGAACAAUUCGAGCAAUCAGCCCAAGAAUUUGUCCUUCGACGAUGAGAGCAUUCGACGUGGUUUCAUACGCAAAGUGUAUCUUAUUUUGUUGGGACAAUUGGUGGCUACCUUUGGAGUUGUUUCACUGUUUGUGUUCAAUGAUGAUGUCAAACUGUAUGUGCAACAAAAUUUCUGGAUCUUCUGGUUUGCCUUGAUAAUAAUGCUGAUUACCAUGCUGGCUUUGAUAUGUUGUGAAAAUUUGCGUCGUGAGACACCAACUAAUUUCAUAUUCUUAAGCGUAUAUACGAUGGCGCAAUCAUUCAUUAUGGGGGUAUCUGCCUGUCGAUAUGGGCCAAACGAGAUUCUGUUGGCAGUGGGCAUAACUGCAAUUCUUUGCCUGGCACUAACACUGUUUGCCUUGCAAACUAAAUAUGAUUUCACUGCAUCGGGCGGCAUACUCCUCUGCUGCUUAGUUAUAUUGACAAUCUUUGGAAUUGUGGCUAUAUUUGCAAAUACCAAAUUAUCCACAUUGAUUUAUGCCUCAUUUAGUGCAUUGCUGUUCUCUGCUUAUUUGAUCUAUGAUACUCAACUAAUGAUGGGUGGAAAGCACAAGUAUUCAAUAAGUCCAGAAGAAUAUAUUUUUGCUGCUUUAAAUCUUUAUCUGGACGUUGUUAACAUAUUUAUGGAUAUUCUCACUAUACUUGGUAGUUCUGAAUAAUCAUCCUAGAGAAUUGUUGCACAAAUCAAUUAAUACUCCCAAUAAAUCACUUUGUGCAACUUUUAA